AUGUCCCGUCUUCGCGACCCAGCGGAUUAUGUAUCGAAAGCAAAACAUAGAUGGGCCGGUCACAUCAUGAGAAGAAUCGACGAUAGAUGGACUAAAAGAACGUUAGAGUGGAUCCCAAGAGAUGCUAAACGUCCUCGAGGGAGACCGCCAACGAGAUGGGGUGACGUGUUUGCUACACGGAUGGACCAGCUGAGAGCUCAGCUGGAUACGGCUCAAGGACCUCGUCAGCGUCACUUACGAAACUUGAGAACAUCUUGGAUGACAAUGGCGAGGGAACGAAACGAGUGGAAGAGAUGCUGGGGCCCGCACCCACGUUGCCGACUGAAUCUUAAGAAACUCAUCCAAGAUAACUUCCUAGAUUCCAGAGGUAACGCCAUGAAGAAACUUGCUGUUCUACUUGUUGUCGCCCUUCUUGCUGUAGCCUUCGCACGGCCCAAAAAGGACAGCUCUGAUUCCAGUGAAGACGACAAAGAACGAAAAGACAAACAUAAGGACAAAAAGAAGCACGGAGGCAAACACAAACACCACAAGAGUUCGUCGAGCUCGGAAAGCAACUCGAGUGAAGAAGAAGAAAGUACCACUCAAUUGUCAACGACUGAAGAGAAUCAGACAACUGCUGAAGCAAACUCGACUCAAGAUGUGCAGGAAACGAGCAGAACAACUACCGCCUCGUCUGAUAGAGCAACUGAUGCAACAGAGGCAGCUACUGUUCCUGUUUCUCCUGCUGAAUAA
This is a messenger RNA of Necator americanus (New World hookworm), 732 nucleotides long. RefSeq lists its product as uncharacterized. The coding region runs from base 1 to 732 and encodes 243 amino acids. The transcript has 4 exons. Lineage: Eukaryota; Metazoa; Nematoda; Chromadorea; Rhabditida; Ancylostomatidae. The record is from RefSeq and is a predicted model, not a curated record.